AUGCUGAAGCCCGGAGACCCUGGCGGCUCGGCCUUCCUCAAAGUGGAUCCAGCCUACCUACAGCACUGGCAACAAUUCUUCCCGCACAGCGGCGGUGGCGGCCCGCUCAAGGGUGCCAGCGUCGUGGGCCCUUUGGGCGCGCCGCAGCCCCUCCAGCCGCCGCCACCGCCCGCAGAGCGCGCCGAACCCCCGCCGGACAGCCUGCGCCCCCGGCCUUCUUCUCUCUCCUCCGCCUCCUCUACCCCGGCCUCGUCCUCCACCUCGGCCUCCUCUUGCGCCGCCGCCGCUGCCGCGCUGGCCGGUCUCUCGGCCUUGCCUGUGGCGCAGCUGCCAGUGUUCGCGCCUCUGGCUGCCGCCGCUGUUUCUGCGGAACCACUGCCCCACAAGGACCUGUGCCUCGGCGCCGCUUCGGGCCCAGGGCCCGCGAAAUGCGGCGGCGGAGGAGACGGUCCCGGCGCCCCGCGCUUCCGCUGCAGCGCGGAGGAGCUGGACUAUUACCUGUAUGGCCAGCAGCGCAUGGAGAUCAUCCCGCUCAAUCAGCACACCAGCGACCCCAACAACCGCUGCGACAUGUGCGCGGACAACCGCAACGGCGAGUGCCCCAUGCACGGGCCGCUGCACUCGCUGCGCCGGCUCGUGGGCACUAGCAGCGCCGCGGCUGCAGCGCCCCCGCCGGAGCUGCCUGAGUGGCUGCGGGACCUGCCGCGGGAGGUGUGCCUGUGCACUAGCACCGUGCCCGGUCUUGCCUAUGGCAUCUGCGCGGCGCAGAGGAUCCAGCAGGGCACAUGGAUCGGGCCCUUCCAGGGCGUGCUCCUGCCCCCGGAGAAGGUGCAGGCGGGCGCGGUGAGGAACACGCAGCAUCUCUGGGAGAUAUAUGACCAAGAUGGGACACUACAGCACUUUAUUGAUGGUGGGGAACCUAGUAAGUCGAGCUGGAUGAGGUAUAUCCGAUGUGCAAGGCACUGCGGAGAACAGAAUCUAACAGUAGUUCAGUACAGGUCGAACAUAUUCUACCGAGCCUGUAUAGAUAUUCCCAGGGGUACCGAGCUUCUGGUGUGGUACAAUGACAGCUAUACGUCUUUCUUUGGGAUCCCUUUACAAUGCAUUGCCCAGGAUGAAAACUUAAAUGUCCCUUCAACGGUAAUGGAAGCCAUGUGCAGACAAGACGCCCUGCAACCCUUCAACAAGAGCAGCAAACUCUCGCCAGCCACCCAGCAGCGCUCCAUUGUUUUCCCACAGACUCCAUGCAGCAGGAACUUCUCUCUCCUGGAUAAAUCUGGGCCCAUCGAAUCAGGAUUCAACCAAAUCAACGUGAAAAACCAGCGGGUUCUUGCAAGCCCGACUUCCACAAGCCAGCUCCACUCGGAGUUCAGUGACUGGCAUCUUUGGAAAUGCGGCCAGUGCUUUAAGACUUUCACGCAGCGGAUCCUCUUACAGAUGCAUGUGUGCACUCAGAACCCCGACAGACCCUACCAAUGCGGUCAUUGCUCCCAGUCCUUUUCCCAGCCUUCAGAACUGAGGAACCAUGUGGUCACCCACUCCAGUGACCGGCCUUUCAAGUGUGGCUACUGCGGUCGAGCCUUUGCUGGGGCCACCACCCUCAACAACCACAUCCGAACUCACACUGGAGAAAAACCCUUCAAGUGCGAGAGGUGUGAGAGGAGCUUCACGCAGGCCACCCAGCUGAGCCGACACCAGCGGAUGCCCAAUGAGUGCAAGCCAGUAACCGAGAGCCCAGAAUCAAUCGAAGUGGAUUAA
This is a messenger RNA of Orycteropus afer afer, 1758 nucleotides long. It is a transcript of the gene PRDM6, whose product is annotated as PR/SET domain 6. Gene Ontology annotation, cellular component: nucleus. The transcript has 7 exons. Lineage: Eukaryota; Metazoa; Chordata; Mammalia; Tubulidentata; Orycteropodidae. The record is from RefSeq and is a predicted model, not a curated record. The coding region runs from base 1 to 1758 and encodes 585 amino acids. Gene Ontology annotation, molecular function: protein binding; histone methyltransferase activity.